GAUUUUGAAUAUGAAUAAGAACUUCAACAAGAACUUUCUUAAGGAUUCAACUAAUUACAAUAGAGCCAGUGCUUUUAAUUAUCUACCGAAAAGCACAAAGCAUUCUUUGUCUAAGAACUUUAUCCUUUCAAAGCAGACUUAUGGCUCAGGGUCGAAUAUUCUAAAGAAAUCUUCAAAGAAGACCAAGGAGCAAUUAAGGAUUAAAGGAAUGAAAAGCAGCCAGUCUCCUAUCAAGCUUGAUCAUAGCCAAGUGCCAUUCAGAGCUGAAAACUCAUUAGAUGUAGCAGGGAGGGAAAACAGCAAGUAUUCCAUUGACACAAGCCAGCGGCGGAAAGCCAAAAAGAACCAUCAGUGCUUAAUGAAGACAAAUUAUACUAAUCUGAAGAAGUUGAUUAACCAAGUCACUUCCUUAUCUCCAAGGGGUAAAUACAUAUCUUCUCCAAAGAACAGGUCAAAGAUUAUGAAAAAGAAGAAGGAAGCAGGGAAAUCAAAGAUAAUAAGAUGUAAUUCUUCCUUAACAAUGUUCCAAAACAGCAUCUCUGACGGGAAGAAGAAGACACAUUGUCAUAAGAGUCGGCAUGGGAUGAAAAACCAUCCGUAUAGUUCUACUCAAAAUUUACUGAGUUCAACUAUGGCAACUUCACAUCCAACAAUUGCUAUGUUUAACUCACUGAUAAAGAACCGAAAGAACAGUAGCAAAAAGAGGAAGAAGAGCAAGAGCAACAAAUCCAGAGCUUCUCAAGAAAAGAAUUCUGCAUCUAAUCGGCCUUCCUCGCGGACAAGUUUGGUGCAUGCCAAGCCUCUGGCUACCUCAGACACUUUACAAAAGUUCUUAAACAAGCCGAAAGGGGACAUUAAUACACUGGUGAUUAAUAUAUGUAAUGAUAAACCUCUUAUGAUCAAGGUUAAUAAAGAUGGUCAUGAGAAUAAAGAGAUUCUGCUAAAUUGACCCAAGAAUCUUCCAAGGAAGCAUAAAAAUACAACUCCUCCCUUCACAAAGGACCUGGAGGCCCUCAAACAGAGGUUUACAAGAGUGCUUAAUGGCUACCAGCAGAGGCUUCAUAGAGAUCAUGAUGCGUAAUUUCUUACUUCUAGCUCUAUGAUCAUGAAGCAAUAGGAGUAAGUUUAUAAAGAUUCUGUCCAAUUUUUGAGAAAUC
Moneuplotes crassus is the source of this 1157-nucleotide messenger RNA. The record is from the annotation of a GenBank genome assembly. NCBI's taxonomy places the organism in Eukaryota, Ciliophora, Spirotrichea, Euplotida, Euplotidae.